Molecule: messenger RNA, 567 nt
Organism: Pseudoliparis swirei
Lineage: Eukaryota; Metazoa; Chordata; Actinopteri; Perciformes; Liparidae
Product: very low-density lipoprotein receptor-like
Exons: 4
Coding region: 1-567 (188 amino acids)
Source: RefSeq, a predicted model, not a curated record
AUGCAGUCAGCUGAUGAGAAAAGUUACACUACUCUGCUGAGCAAAAACAUCAGCCCAUCAGAUUUGGUGCUGAUACCUGUGGAGAGCCUGAUGUUCUGGAUCAAUGCCGGUCACGGGGACAGAGUGACGGUAGAGCAGUCCUGGAUGGACGCGUCAGAAAGAAGCACUCUGGCAGUGCUCACCGCUCAGUCGGCCCACAGCCUCACUGCUGACGUGGCUGCCAGGAGGCUCUACUGGAUCAGCGAUGUCAAGAAGUCUAUAGAGACGGUGAAGGUGGACGGGACAGGACGGUACUCCUUCACAGGCCUGUUCAACAAGAAGCCCCCGCUCGGCCUGGCUGUGUUUGAAGAUUAUUUAUACUGGGUGGAUGACAAAGGACUGUGGCAGGUUCCACAGGACCAACCAAAUGAGAAGCAAUUCAUCUGGAAAAACAAUCUGCCAAUGAUGGCCGUUUACCAUGAGCUACAGCAGCCUCAAGACUCGAUGUCGGCUCUGCCAGCUCACCAAAGGCAGCCCCAGUGGAUUCACCUGCACUUGUCCAAACUCCAAAAUGCUAAUGCUGGAUGA